This is a messenger RNA of Trypanosoma rangeli, 303 nucleotides long. RefSeq lists its product as uncharacterized. Lineage: Eukaryota; Euglenozoa; Kinetoplastea; Trypanosomatida; Trypanosomatidae. The transcript has a single exon. The record is from RefSeq and is a predicted model, not a curated record. Bases 1 to 303 code for a protein of 100 amino acids.
AUGAGCCAGGCCAGCUGGGUGAAGGACCAGUUCCUUAACCGGGGCGUCAACCAUUUUGUCAUCUUCUCCUCCCUGGGCCAGGUGAUGACGAGCAGCGGCGACUUUGAGGAUGAGGAGAAACAACAACUGGCGUAUACGAUAGUGCAGCAGAUAUCUACUUUGCUGCAGCCUGAGGAAACUGUCAAACGUCUCUCCAUGACGUUUGACGAUGUCGUCUAUAUCGCCACCACGAUUGUAGGCCAGGGAGGUAACUUUGGUGUCGUGGUGAAGAGAAAUGCGGCGGAUGUCCUGACGACGGCAUAG